This is a messenger RNA of Rhizophagus irregularis DAOM 181602=DAOM 197198, 417 nucleotides long. Lineage: Eukaryota; Fungi; Glomeromycota; Glomeromycetes; Glomerales; Glomeraceae. The record is from RefSeq and is a predicted model, not a curated record.
AUGCCAUUUGCUUGGAAAUAUAGCAAGGAAAGACUUGCAAAACAUCCAUAUUGCGCUCACAUACUUCGUAUGAAGAAAGUUAUUUGUCGUUGUGGUAAAACUAUUAAACUUAGUCGUCGCUAUGAUGAAACCUUUUUAAAUAUUCACGUUAAGGGUAAAGGAUGUUUGGCUAAGCAAGGAGUUCAAUCUAUCUUGAAUUUUUAUAAACCAAUUUCUAAGCUAGAAAAAAAUGAAAAAAAUGAAAAUGCAGAUGAUGUUAGUAGUGCCGAAGAAUGGGAAAGUGAUGAUGAUGAUAGAAUGGAUGAUGAUGAUUUGUUUAACGUUGAUGAAGAAAAUGAAGUACAAACAGAAAGUGAUAUUGAGGAUGAAUACUCAAGUAGUGAAGAUGAUGCAAUAACCUUAUCUAACAAUAAAUGA